AUGUAUAAACUGCUGACUCUAAGAAAUAAGGUUUGCUUCAGGUGUUUCUCUCUCACGCAGGCAAAGAUCUACUUCUCCUUCCCUGGAGAACUGCUGAUGAGGAUGUUGAAGAUGUUGAUUCUGCCGCUCAUCACCUCCAGUCUUAUGUCCGGCCUGUCAGCCAUGGACACAAAGGCAAGCGGUCGGCUGGGAGUCCUGACCAUCACCUACUACCUGUGGACGACCUUCAUCGCUGUCAUCGUCGGCAUCGUGCUGGUGCUCAUCAUUCACCCGGGAACGGGCUCGGAGAAAGAAGGCCACCAUUCAAGUUCAGGGCCUGUUAUGACCUCCGCUGACGCCCUGCUGGACCUUAUCAGGAACAUGAUCCCGUCAAAUCUAAUUGAAGCAACUUUUCAGCAGUACCGAACGGAUUUGGUACCUAUUGUACAGAACUCUGAUGUAGCUGACUCUCAGGCCAACUAUGUGUACGUCAUGCCCGACUACCACAACCCUCGACUGGGCCACCCAGUCUUCCUGGAGAUCACCCCUGCUCCUGACAUCAAGUAUAAAAUCAUCCCGAGCACCAGCAAGGGCAUGAACGUACUGGGGAUUGUCAUCUUCUCGGCCACCAUGGGUCUGCUGCUGGGGAAGAUGGGAGAACGUGGAGCGCCACUGGUCAACGUGUGCCAGUGCAUCAACGAGUGCGUCAUGAAGAUUAUCAAUGCUGCCAUGUGGUACUUCCCCUUCGGCAUUGUGUUCCUCGUGGCGGGAAAGAUCCUGGAUAUGCAUGACCCGGCUCACCUGGGAGAGAAGCUGGGCAUGUACUUCAUCACGGUGCUGUCUGGUUUGUUUGUGCACGGCCUCAUCCUGCUGCCUUUCUUCUACUUCUUCUUCACGCGCAAAAACCCCUUCCCCUACAUCAGAGGGCUGCUGCAGGCUCUCGUCAUCGCACUCGCCACCUCAUCAAGCUCCGCCACAUUGCCCAUCACCAUGAAGUGUCUCCUGGAGAACUGCGGAGUGGACCGGCAGAUCGCUCGCUUUGUGCUGCCAGUGGGAGCUACCAUCAACAUGGACGGGACCGCCCUGUACGAGGCAGUGGCGGCCAUCUUUAUCGCACAGGUCAAUGAGUAUGACUUGGACUUUGGUCAGCUGGUCACUAUCAGUAUUACGGCAACAGCGGCCAGCAUCGGGGCAGCUGGAAUACCUCAAGCAGGCCUGGUUACCAUGGUGAUUGUCCUGACCUCUGUGGGGUUGCCGCCUGCUGACAUCUCGCUGAUUGUGGCCAUUGAUUGGGUUCUUGAUCGGUUCCGGACGAUGAUCAACGUUCUUGGUGAUGCCUUAGCUGCCGGGAUCAUGGCUCAUUUAUGUAAGAAGGACUUUGAGAAAGCAGCCACUGAAGCCAGUGCUACCACUACUGCUGCCAAUAAUGGAGGCGGCCCCAACCGGAGAGACACAGUCAUCUCGUUUGGUAACCAGAGUGUGGCGUUGUCCGACGUUCCUCUGAUCGCACACCGCUGUGACUAUGUGUUUGAAGUGGACGGAGACAACGUGCUGGAGAAACCUAUGACCUGCUACAGCCUCUGCCAAGUCUGAGAGACUUUCACAGGAUGGACAGCAAAGGAUGAUGCCUUCUACAGCACAUAGAUUCACCUCUUUGGAUCGAAGGGACCAUCACCUGAGGCCCCAGUUGGGUUAAAAUCCUGUUAGGUUUCUGUUCUAAAGGAGAACAAAGUUUGAGUACACUGUGGUUUCAGGGUUUAGUGGCUUGAAUGGAUUUUGCCUGUGCCAUGCCGAAAACAAACAAACCUUCAUUACUUGAUAUUCUGCAUGUCUCCAUUCAGUUUGGACUGUGGGGAGAUGCUCCAGAAGUUUCACAUGUAACCUAAAUCCCAAACAGACACUUUAAAUGCAUCCGCUGACACGAUCAUGUGUUGCGAUGACAUGCAUUAGAUGGAGAUUAGCACUCAUCAGUCAGCGGUGACAGUUAGACACUCACAGUAGGCCUGUCCUCAAGAAGUUUGAUCAAGGUUUUGAGUUGCCUUAACACGAUCUCAGUUUUGACGAUAAAACUUGAAUGACUUGAAAGUAAACAAAAACUGACUGACGAGCACAAUAAUAUUGUUGAA
Messenger RNA from Epinephelus moara (kelp grouper), 2105 nucleotides. It is a transcript of the gene slc1a8b, whose product is annotated as solute carrier family 1 member 8b. Gene Ontology annotation, molecular function: L-glutamate transmembrane transporter activity; glutamate:sodium symporter activity; neutral L-amino acid transmembrane transporter activity. The record is from RefSeq and is a predicted model, not a curated record. The transcript has 11 exons. Gene Ontology annotation, cellular component: plasma membrane. Bases 1 to 1572 code for a protein of 523 amino acids. Gene Ontology annotation, biological process: L-glutamate transmembrane transport. NCBI's taxonomy places the organism in Eukaryota, Metazoa, Chordata, Actinopteri, Perciformes, Serranidae.